Messenger RNA from Esox lucius (northern pike), 2178 nucleotides. Its product is annotated as deleted in malignant brain tumors 1 protein. Gene Ontology annotation, cellular component: membrane. The coding region runs from base 27 to 2090 and encodes 687 amino acids. NCBI's taxonomy places the organism in Eukaryota, Metazoa, Chordata, Actinopteri, Esociformes, Esocidae. The record is from RefSeq and is a predicted model, not a curated record. The transcript has 9 exons.
UCGGUGAGGGCAGUGAGCCGACCUGGAUGGAUAAUGUUGGGUGCUCCGGUGGUGAAAGAGAUCUAACACAGUGUUCUCAUAAUGGAUUUGGGAAUGAGAACUGUGGUCAUGGUGAAGAUGCUGGUGUUGUCUGUUCAGGUCCCCAGAUCAGGCUGGUCAGUGGGACCGGUCUUUGCUCUGGCAGAGUGGAGGUCUAUUAUAGUGACCAGUGGGGGACAGUGUGUGAUGAUGACUGGGAUAUGAAGGACGCAGAGGUGGUGUGUAGACAGCUCAACUGUGGGAGUGCUGUCAGUGCCCCAGGGAACGCCCACUUCGGUGAGGGCAGUGAGCCGACCUGGAUGGAUGAUGUUGGGUGCUCCGGUGGUGAAAGAGAUCUAACACAGUGUUCUCAUAAUGGAUUUGGGAAAGAGAACUGUGGUCAUGGUGAAGAUGCUGGUGUUGUCUGUUCAGGUCCCCAUAUCAGGCUGGUCAAUGGGAUCAGUUUUUGUUCUGGUAGAGUGGAGGUCUAUUACAGUGGCCAGUGGGGGACAGUGUGUGAUGAUGACUGGGACAUGAAGGACGCAGAGGUGGUGUGUAGACAGCUCAACUGUGGGAGUGCUGUCAGUGCCCCAGGGAGCGCCCACUUCGGUGAGGGCAGUGAGCCGACCUGGAUGGAUGAUGUUGGGUGCUCCGGUGGUGAAAGAGAUCUAACACAGUGUUCUCAUAAAGGAUUUGGGAAUGAGAACUGUGGUCAUGGUGAAGAUGCUGGUGUUGUCUGCUCAGGUCCCCAGAUCAGGCUGGUCAAUGGGACUGGUCUUUGCUCUGGCAGAGUGGAGGUCUAUUACAGUGGCCAGUGGGGGACAGUGUGUGAUGAUGACUGGGAUAUGAUGGAUGCAGAGGUGGUGUGUAGACAGCUCAACUGUGGGAGUGCUGUCAGUGCCCCAGGGAACGCCUACUUCGGUCAGGGCAGUGGGCCAACCUGGAUGGAUGGUGUUGGGUGCUCUGGCAAUGAAAGCACACUGACACAUUGCCAACACUCUACCACACACAACUGCAGCCAUGGUGAAGAUUCUGGAGUUUUCUGCUUAUCAGGUUUCACCUUGAAGACACCCUCUUUCUCGAUAACGUCAUCCUAUUCAGUUUUCUCCCCUGGUGAAACGGUUGAGUUCAUCUGCUCUGUCAGUCAGCGAAUUCCCAUCACAGUAAACUUUGAUUUACAUAGGGAAGGAUCUUUAAUAAUGACCCAGGCAUUACAAACCACUCAGACUAGUGCCACUUUCACAUUCAUCAGACUGCAAUCUUCAGCCCAGGGAAAGUACAGUUGUCUACAAAACUGGACACGGAAUGGUCAAAAUAUUAUCAGUUCUUCCAGCAACUCAGUGAACAUCACUAUUGUUAUCCUUCCACCACCUAGAAUUUCCCUCACUGCUCCAAAUGGUUCAAUGGUCUGGGGAUCUAAGCAGUCAGAGGUUACCAGGGGCCACAUCUUCUCCAUCACCUGCUCCAUUCAGCUACAGUAUCCUGGGGGCCUCUUCCAUCUGGACUUCUCUGGGACCAACAGGACUGAGACUAAGCCAGCAGUCAACCACUCUGCCUCCUUUCACUUCCCUGUUGCAGAGUAUAAACAUGAGGGGAACUACAGCUGUAGCUAUGAAGUCAACGUUACCACCCGAACCUUUCAUUCUACUAGAUCAGAGUUACUGACAGUCAGCAUUCAAGCCUCUCCAGUCCUCGUUACUGUUUCUGGCGCAGCGGUUGGGAUUCUUCUCCUACUGAUACUGGUGGCCGUUUCCUGGGUGGUCUGGAGGAAGAGGAUGAACAGACCUCCACCCAUGACCAUGUCCCAAAGACAAUGUGGAAAUUGUGAAGAUGAAAAGUACUACAUCAACAUGGAAACCAUUAACAACCACAGAUAUGACGACCUGAAGACAAGAUGCUGUGCAGGACGGACCGCUCCAGGAGCCACAACCAGAGUUGGAAAUAAUGAAGAUAGAUCAAAGGCUACAGAGACCAUAAAUGAAAUUCCAGAUUCAUUCACAGAGAUGGCCAUUGCUGAUGAAAGUGGGAAUGACUAUGAAGAAGAUGAAAAAAUUUAUGAACAUUUGGGCUGAGCAAUUUUUUAUAAUAUUUUUUACCAUGAUUUAACUUGGUAAGCCAAUUGACAACCAAUUCUUAUUUACAAACUGUCCAAAGCCAUAA